AAAGUGUACCUGUAGUUUGAAUUUAGUAAGAAAACACAAAACUGUGAAACAAAGGAAAAUUUAUAAAUUUGGUACAGCCAGAGAAUUAACACAUCAAUUAUUGAGCUGUAAAGGUUUAUAAAUAUAUAUCUAGUGAAAAAUGUUGGGAUUGACGCGCCUUGGGCUGCGUCGUUUUGGUACCCAUUCUCAUCUCAGGAACGACGGUAAAAUCAAUUUAACUGAGGUAUUACAGAAGUCAGUUUUAUCUAAUCCAGAAAAACCUGUGCUGAAGAACAAGGAACCUGCAUAUGUGGCAGGUUCCGAAUUUCUUCCUAGACCUUACUAUUUGCAUGCCAAAUGUUUAAAGAAUAACACUCAUGUCACCCUGUGCAACCCCGAUAAAAAAAUUAUCUUCAAAGCAUCUGCUGGAUCGUGCGGAUUUCGAAAAGGAAAGAGACGCGGAUAUGAUACUGCUUAUACUGUAACCUCAAGGGUCCUCGAGCAAAUUCGUCUGAAAAAUCUAAGUAUUGAGAACUUAUAUGUUGUUUUUCGAGGAUUUAGUCAAGCUCGUGAGGCUGUUCAGAAUUGUUUACUAGGCCAGGAAGGUUCAAUAAUUCGAGAUAAAAUUGUCAAAAUCAUGGACAAAUCUGCCAUUAAGUUCGGUGGCCCCCGUGGAAGAAAUGAAAGAAGAAUUUAAUGUUGUUUCAGUACUUUAAAUCUGACUCUCUUGACUCGGACAUGCUUACCUAAAACCAGUCGUCAUUUAUUCCCCAUAAUCUUUAUUUUGAACGAUAGUAAAAGAUAUACACUUUUGAUACAAAUCUAUAUAAAACCUUCAUAUGUCUUUAUUUAGACCAUCCCUAAAAAAACAAAAAACGAAAAGA
This is a messenger RNA of Schizosaccharomyces octosporus yFS286, 863 nucleotides long. RefSeq names its product ribosomal protein subunit S18. Lineage: Eukaryota; Fungi; Ascomycota; Schizosaccharomycetes; Schizosaccharomycetales; Schizosaccharomycetaceae. Gene Ontology annotation, cellular component: ribosome. The record is from RefSeq and is a predicted model, not a curated record. Gene Ontology annotation, biological process: translation. The coding region runs from base 140 to 676 and encodes 178 amino acids. The transcript has a single exon. Gene Ontology annotation, molecular function: structural constituent of ribosome.